AGGUGAGCUUGACACGUGCAGAAUGCGUUUGCUCCAGCUGAAAUUCUAAGCUGUGUGAAAUAAUAGUAACUUUAUCAGAGGGAAACCAUGACUGAAAGCUCAGAAAGCAUCGUUCUCACUACACCUGUGGAACAGGAUUCAAAAACGGAGGCUGUCAAAGACCAAACUGCUCCCGAAAAAGGCUCAGAAAAACCUUUGGAAAAUUCACAGGAUGUUGUUUUGAAAGAAUGUGCAGCUUCAGAGGAGACGGGCGGCAAAGAGAAGGCGGAGCAGGAAGACGGACAGCAGGAUGCAGGGACGGCUUUUCCACCUGCAGCUGAGCCCACCUGUACCGAGACACAGUGGGCGGUUGGGGCUCAGUGUAAGGCUGUGUGGUCAGAAGACGGGCAGGUGUACACGGCGACAGUGGUCUCUCUGAACGGUGAGCACUGCAGAGUCCGAUUCAAUGGCUUUGGCAACGAGGAAGACAUGGAACUGAGCGCGCUCAAAAGUCCAGAUGCUGCUCUGAAAAUACAGAGACAGGACUCACAGGAAUGGAGACCCGGCUCUCGUUGUCGGGCUGUGUACUCGGGCGACAGUCUGGUUUAUCCGGCUGUUGUUGUCUGGGUCAAAGGUCAGCGGUGCUGCGUUCGCUACGACGAAUACAACAAUGAGGAGGAGCAGGACGUCGGCAGCCUGAUGAGCGCCAACGAGCUGCACGGACCCAACAGAGCAGCUUCAAAGGGCGGCAGGAGGACGCCUGUUUCCAGCAGGAGGGAUGAGAAGCCAGGGGAGCGAGGAUCAGAGAGGAGGUCAGCAUGGAGAGAUGAUCAGCACACCUCCACCUGGCAGGUUAAAGAGAAAUUCAGUAGUCAGACUAAAGCGGAGAAAGAAGAGAAGAAGAAAGAUGGAGCAGAGAAACCGACCAAUCCCAGCUUCCCUCUCUUCCCUCCGUUUCCUCCUCCUCCUCAGUUGAGCUCUGGGGACUCUCUGUCCUUCGUCCCUCCUCCUCCUCCUCCCUGGGUGUUUGGAGGGAAAGAGUCUGCAGGUGCUGACUCCGUCUACACCAUGUUGAUGAUGUGGUACUUGUGUGGCUUCCAUACCGGUAGUUACCUGACUCAGCAGGCAUCCAAGACGAGCUCCAAAGACUGAAAGUUUGCUCCAGAGGCAGAGAGAAUUCUGGGAGGUUGUGGUCGACACCUGUACAUUCAGUAUUUUAUUUGAGAUAAUUUAUAAUUGUAUUUUAUUUUAAAGAUAUUUUGUUCUUAGUUGAAUGUUGAGAUAAAACCUUCAGAACUUUGAUGGUACAUGUAGAACAGUUCUGUUUUCUCUGUUCAGAGGAUUGAAGAGAUUUUAUGUUAGAGUAGUUUUUCUUUUCUGCUGUUUGGAAAUGAAAUGAAAGUUUUUGAAGCUUUUUAAAAUCGUCUCUAAAGUUUUUCAGUUUGUUCUCACAGAAAGAAGUCUAAGUUAAAUCUGUUAAUAAACUAAGAUGAACACUUAAA
Cheilinus undulatus (humphead wrasse) is the source of this 1481-nucleotide messenger RNA. RefSeq names its product survival motor neuron protein-like. Gene Ontology annotation, molecular function: RNA binding. Gene Ontology annotation, biological process: regulation of alternative mRNA splicing, via spliceosome; mRNA processing. The record is from RefSeq and is a predicted model, not a curated record. The transcript has 10 exons. Gene Ontology annotation, cellular component: cytoplasm; nucleus; precatalytic spliceosome. Lineage: Eukaryota; Metazoa; Chordata; Actinopteri; Labriformes; Labridae. The coding region runs from base 88 to 1131 and encodes 347 amino acids.